Molecule: messenger RNA, 760 nt
Organism: Apus apus (common swift)
Lineage: Eukaryota; Metazoa; Chordata; Aves; Apodiformes; Apodidae
Gene: RGCC
Product: regulator of cell cycle
Exons: 5
Coding region: 15-404 (129 amino acids)
Biological process (GO): regulation of cell cycle
Cellular component (GO): cytoplasm
Molecular function (GO): protein kinase binding; protein kinase activator activity
Source: RefSeq, a predicted model, not a curated record
CAGCCGCAGCCGCCAUGAAGGCGCCUCAAGCCCAGCGGCCGGCGGGUCAAGCGCUGCGGGGGGAUGGCGGCGGGGGCCUGGCCGAGGCGCUGGGCGAGUUCGACGAGGUGCUGGCCGAGUUCUCCUGCCCCGCCGGCCGGCGCCGCUUCCACUACGGCGAGCACCUGGAGCGCAUGAAGCGGCGGAGCAGCGGCAGCGACGGCAGCGGCCUCAGCGGCGCCGAGAGUGCAGAUUCUCUCUACAGAAAUAGUUUCAGCCUCAGUGAUGAAAAGCUUAACUCUCCAACUGCAUCUACUCCAAGCUUGCCAUCUCCAUUGGUAACUCCAUGUAAAGCAAAGCUUGGAGACACAAAAGAACUGGAAGACUUCAUUGCUGACCUUGACAGGACACUAGCAAGUAUGUGAAAUGAACCUUGGUCAUUGUGCUUGCCUGUGAGUGUCCUUUGAAGGUUAGGUGACAUCAAUCUCUGAGAUCUACUGCCCUUGUCUGAUAACUUUGCUACCCCAGAUAUUCACCUUCUGAACGUAACCUUUGUAAAUAACCUGCAACAUCAGUUUGUUUUUUGUUUUAUUUUGCAGCAGAUGGAAUAAGAUAACUCAAGUGUUGCAUCUGUAUUUUGCUUUAAAAUAUAGCUUGAAUUUUAAUUUAAAGUUGCUUUUAUGAAAGUAUAUUUGUGAUUUUUAUAUAGUUGAGAACCUUCUAAUGCUUUUGUCCAUUAUAAUAUAUUUUUGUAUGCAAAUAAACUCUGAACUGGAAUCCA